Molecule: messenger RNA, 2136 nt
Organism: Rosa rugosa (rugosa rose)
Lineage: Eukaryota; Viridiplantae; Streptophyta; Magnoliopsida; Rosales; Rosaceae
Product: rust resistance kinase Lr10-like
Exons: 4
Coding region: 15-1916 (633 amino acids)
Biological process (GO): protein phosphorylation
Molecular function (GO): polysaccharide binding; ATP binding; protein kinase activity
Source: RefSeq, a predicted model, not a curated record
CAGGCUCUGCUAAGAUGCCAAAAAGUAGUCUGAUAACUUGUGUUCUUAUUUGCUUUGCAAUUUAUCAUGAUGAUGCAAAGGCAGAGAAGCACUGUCGGCCAGCAUCUUGUGGGGAUCUCCAUCACAUUAGGUACCCGUUUCACUUGAAAAGUACUGGUGCUUCUGCUAACAAUUGUCUGAACUCUCCAGCUGAACUUUUAUGUGAGCAGAAUCGCACCAUUUUAAAACUUUACAAUGGUACAUAUUAUGUCAUGGGAAUCAACUAUGAAUUGGAGACGAUCCAGGUUGUGGAUCCUGGUCUACUAAGCGAUACUUGCCCCUUUAGGCCGAUUCACCGUUUGACAAGUGAUAACUUUACCGUUGGCCUUGACGAAGAAGACUACGAACUAUUUCUUUCCGGACCCGGCUUUGGUAAUUAUGGGUAUGCAACCUUCUAUGAUUGCCAGUCGAAAGUUGAGUCCCCAGACUACAUAAAAAUUAGUUGCAGUAAUAGCUCAUCGUUGUCGUCACCAACUACAUAUUCUUACAUUAAGCUGGGAGAUAGUGUGUCUCAUCUUCUACCAUAUUGUAGUAUCACCACCAUCAUCCCUUCCAUGUUAUACGAAUCUGGUAAUGAUGACCUUUCAUUUUCUUUCAUCCGCGAUGAGUUGAGAAAGGGCUUUCAACUUGAUUGGUUCAAUCUUGUCCCACACAGUUACUGCUACAGCCGAUUCCAGUCCCACUAUUGUUUUCGCAAAUACUUGAAACAAGAUUUUGUACUAGCUGCCGAGAUCACCGGAUUGAGUCUGGCUGGACGAAUGGCACUCAGCAUCAUUGCUUUGCUGGUUUUCUGGAGCUACAAACUGUAUUGGAAAAAGUUCCGGCAGGAUGAUAAGGCCGUUGAAGAAUUCUUGGAUGCGUACAAGAAUAUUAUGCCAAGCAGGUAUUCAUAUUCAGAAAUUAAGACGGUGACGAAUGAUUUCAAAGAUAAACUUGGUCAGGGAGGUUUUGGCUCUGUUUAUAAAGGCCAGCUAUCAGAUGGUCAUGUUGUUGCAGUAAAGAUGUUGAAUGAUUCCAAAGGUAAAGGGCAAGAUUUCAUCAAUGAAGUUGCUACAAUAGGAAGAAUUCAUCAUGUCAAUGUAGUGCAACUAAUUGGAUUCUGUUCCGAGGGGUCUAAAAGAGCUCUUGUUUAUGAUUUCAUGCCUAAUGGAUCCCUCGACAAAUAUAUCUUGUGUGAUGCAGAAAAUAAUCCUACUCUAAGUUGGAAUAGAAUGCAUGAGAUAGCUCUAGGGGUGGCUCGUGCAAUUGAAUAUCUACACCGGGGAUGUGAUAUCCAAAUUCUACAUUUUGAUAUUAAGCCCCACAACAUUCUCCUUGAUGAAAACUUUAAUUCCAAAAUUUCAGACUUCGGGCUUGCAAGAUUUUACCCGAGAGAUCAGAACACUAUUUCUGUUACUGCAGCAAGAGGCACAAGGGGAUAUAUAGCUCCAGAAAUGUUCUACAAAACUAUUGGUGGUGUUUCCUACAAAGCUGAUGUUUAUAGCUUCGGAAUGUUGUUACUGGAAAUGGCAGGGAGGAGGAAAAACUUGAAUGCACAUGCAGAACAUUCGAGCCAAAUAUAUUUCCCUUCGUGGAUCUAUGAUCAACUGGAAAAGGGAUUGAACAUUGAAAUUGAGGAUGCCUGUGAGUAUGACAAGAGAAUAGCCAAUAAGAUGCUCAUUGUUGCUUUGUGGUGCAUACAACUCAUGCCUGUGGACCGCCCUUCGAUGACCAAAGUUUUAGAGAUGCUUGAAGGUGAAGAUCAAGUCUUGCAAAUGCCUCCAAAACCGUUCUAUUGUCCCCAACAGAUGCCAACUGAGGAUUUACCUGAUGACAGCGAUGAGACAGAUAUUGAAGAGGAUGCAGAGAGUGCUACAGAAUCUACUUCCAUGGUGUAAGGGGAUGCAAUUAAUGCCCUAUUCAUUCUUGUAUGCCUCUUCUUAAGCUUCAUUACAAUUCGAAACUUCGAAUAACAGGUCACUAAUGAGCUUUAUCAAGAUCUAUUGAAAAUUGUUUAUUUAAUCAGUUCCUAAGGGAAUUCUAGGAAUUUCAUAUUAAACUAGUGUGAUGUCUUCUCUUGUCUGGGUGAACACAUAAUUCAAAAGCUUAUUUACUUUC